CUUGGAAAGAAAGGUGAUCUGAUCUUUUCAGCUGAUCUUCAUUAUAUCUGCGAAAACGGUGAAUAAGCGAAAGAGAUGGUCGAUGAUCUCCCCAAAGAUUUCGAGGCUGGCGCUAGGUGAAUCACAGGCGCCUUUAUUUGUUGCAGUAGUUAUAAUACUUAGUAGUUGUAUUUCGAAUAAGUUCGAAUUAACUGAAUCGAUGGAUUGACUCGCCGACAGAAUGACUUUUCUAGCUAAUCUAGUUCUGAAAUGCGUUCAACGUGAUGUAAUGUUUCUGUUUCUUUAGUUAUAUAGUCAAAGUAUUAAACGACAAAAAAUUAAUUUUACCCGUAUUAACAAAAUGCGUACAGACAUCGACAAAUUGAUCACUGAUUAGCUAAUCAAAGUUCUGAUAUUGAAACACGUUGGAGAAGCAAAAGGGUAGAGAGAAAGAUUGCAAAGUGCGGCAAGUGCAAAAGGCUGCUCCAAGACCGUUGGUCGUUGGCGUGAUCCUCUCUCGAGCGUUCACGUAGUCCCAGACUGCGCAGACAGGGCUCGCGAGUUGUCACGAGCCAUUUUGGUGGAUCAUCGUCCGAGCAGCUGUGCGCAGGAUAAUCGUUCGUUUCGUUUCACUGCGAAAUGUCAACGCUCGCGAUUGCGAGCGCUGCGUCGAGUGCGGUCGUGGUAUCGCGAGGCUGAUAAUCGGACGGUGCGUCUAGCCACGUCGAGCCGACGUGGAAGCGGUUAGAGAAACGUCGUCAUCGUCAUCGUCAUCGUUCGUCGUCGUCGUCGCGGGUGAUGGUGUAAAUCAGGUCGUCCGCAAGAGGGGAACAAAGAACUUGUGAUCGCAAAGCACCUUUUAUUAACCUUGACCUGUUCGUCGACAACAAUUUUGCGACCUGCUGAAGAUGAUGAUGCCUGUGUAAUAGGAAUUUUCCAAGAGUACUUAACUUAUUGUGAAAGACUCAAGAUUGCUGAAAUUUUAGCCAUGUUUUGACUGUAGCAAAAUAUUGGCCGAAUUAAUUCUUUAAAACACAUUAAGAUGUGCAUUUGUCUGGACAUCUAUAACCACUUUUAUUGUGUAUAUCCCAUUGUAUACCUUGGGUGGAAAGUUUAAAUGAGACAAAAUGAGUAGUGAAAAUACAGAAGAAAACCAGCGACCACCUCUGGUCCUGGAGGAGAUAAGUCUCGCUUCGAUGCGACCUGUAUUUCCGGACACAAACAGACGAUGCGUGGACGUAUGGACGGAGAAGAUGAACGAGGGCGUGUUGACGAGUAUCAACUUUAGAGAAUACUGGCGAGUUUGGGUGCCAAAGAUAUACAGCCCAGAACGUAAUGGCAAUUGUCUGGAGUGGGUCAUCGACGAAGACACGGCAAAUAGAAUGCUUCUCAGAACUCUGGAGGAGUUCAUCUGCGGUGGAGAUCCGCAAGUGAUUCUUAAGGAACUCAGUAAGAUGGACAAUCCGCCGUCUAUAUGCGGCAGAAUGUUUAAAAUGGGUGAACCGACCUAUAGCUGCAGGGAGUGCGGUAUGGAUUCUACGUGCGUUCUCUGCGUGGACUGUUUCAAGCAGUCGGCUCAUCGAAAUCACAAGUACAAAAUGGGCACGUCCAACGGAGGCGGAUGUUGCGACUGCGGCGACACGGAAGCCUGGAAGAAGGAACCCUUCUGCAAGACGCACGUGGUGGGAACGCAGUCGAAGGAGUCGCGCGGCAACAAGCUGCCCGGUGACAUCGCGGAAAGAGCGGUAGUGGCUUUCGAAGCGUUAUUGGAUUACUGUUACGAACUACUGACUCUGAGGUACACUGUGGCGUUACCGUCGAAUCUCUGCAUCAGAGAUACAGCGUUUUACUCGCUCACUCUCGAUCAGUUGGACAUUUUCGAUACUUACUGCACUGUACUCUUCAAUGACGAGCAUCAUACUUUUGAUCAGGUGAUAAACAUGCUCACGCGCGUUCUCAAGUGCUCGCAGAAAGAGGCUGUAGAAUAUGUGACUAAUGUCGACAGAGAGGGCAGAGCCGUGAUAAAGUGCUCGAUAUUUCGACACUGUAACGAAUUGCGUGGCGACGUCGAGAAAUUCACAUAUAGACAUAGCAAUCGACCGCUCAAGGUGCUGGUCCUUCAUACUCACAUAGUCGCUCAUCAGACGUUCGCUAUAAGACUGCUCAAUUGGUUGCAACACUUCAUAAGUCAUUGCGAGGGUUUCCGCGUUCUGUUUAGCAACAUCGCUCUCAAUACGAAGUUACCCGACAUGCCGAUUAUUCAGGGCAUACUCACGAGAGAUUCGCAAUUGUGGAAAUCUGCUAGAACAGUGUGGCACAGGUUAUUCAUCUAUGGAAUGCUCAUAGAAUACGAGAGUAAAAAAGCGCUCUCCAUUGAAUUCACUAACAAUUAUGGACCUGUUAUGAAAGAUUUUAUCAAGGACGAUCACGAUCACUCGUUCUCGAUCGUCUCGCUUUCCGUUCAGCUGUUCACUGUGCCGACUCUGGCGCAUUUGCUCAUCGCGCAGCACCAAGCACUGUUCCUUUUACUGACGACAUUCAUGUCCGAGAGUGCCCGGCGAUGUAACGCCGCAGGGAAAUUGGAGUUUGAGAGAAACAUGCCACACCAGGCCUUCAAGCGGGCUCAAUACAUACUUUACGAUCUUCGGUAUUUGCUGAGCGCGAAACCAGAAGAAUGGACCGAUGAUCUGAGACGUGGCUUCUUGCAGGGUCUCUCGCUACUAUUCAACCUUCUUUCCAACAUGCAGUGCAUGGACGCGGUACUUCGACAAGUCGGACAGCAUAUGGAAUAUGAACCGGAAUGGGAAUCGGCGUUCAAUCUACACAUAAAACUGUCGCCGGUCAUCACGUUGGCCUUGGAGUGGUGUAGUUCGGAUCGAGUAGUGCUGAUCAAAUCCUUCAUAUCGCUUCUGAAAAAACUGUACGAGCAGCAAGGAAAUGAGCAGCCGCCGAGCCAGGUGCGAGAGCUGGCGAAUCAUAGCGCAACAUGCUUGCAAUACGAUGUAGCGUCCGAGCCAGUUUCCAUUCAUCUACCGCUCUCGAGAUUCCUCGCCGGCCUGUUCUUACAUCUGGAAAAAUAUAAUUUGCACUUUCAAUCGCCCGAGUUCAGCAAUUCAGUGAAACCGACACCCGAACAGAUCAUCGAACCUGUACUCACGGCACAGGCGAUGAUCUCGCAGGUGCACGCGGGCAUGUGGCGUCGAAAUGGCUAUUCCCUGCUCAAUCAAUUAUAUUUCUAUCACAAUGUAAAGUGCCGCAGCGAGAUGUUGGAUCGAGACAUAGUUUUGUUGCAGGUCGGCGCGUCACUGAUAGAAAGCAAUGAAUUUUUAAUUCACAUCCUAAACAGAUAUAAUCUUUUUAAUUGGGUUCAGCCGGAUUUCGAGGUGAAUGCUUUGAAGAAUCCGGAAGAGGACAGUAUGCGGCAGACGAUCAAUCUGGUAGAGGAGUUCUUAGGUUUGCUCAUUAUGAUUAUUGGUGAGAGGUACGUUCCCGGCGUCGGUCAAGUGACCGUGGACGAUCGUCUUAAGAAGGAAAUCAUACAGCAAUUAUGCAUAAAACCUCUUUCGCACUCGGAGCUGAGCAAGACGCUACCGGAGGAUGUAGUGCACAACGUCCAGAGCGAGUUGGAAAGGGUGAUACACGAGGUAGCAGAAUUCAAAAAACCGGUGCAUACGUCGGCGAAGGGUGUGUACGAACUCAAUCCGAACUUAUAUUCCGAGUAUAACGUGUUCUUUUAUCAUUAUACGAAAGAAGAGCAUAGCAGGUCCGAGGAAGUUCAACGGAAGCGCCGGAAAGCUCAGGGAGAACUGGAAUGCUGUCCGCCGCCGAAGUUGCCUAAAUUGACGGAAUCAUUUAGUUUAAUAGCGAAUCUGUUGCAGUGCGACGUUAUGCUCCACAUUAUGCAGACUGUACUGGAACGUGCGCUGAAUUUCAUAGCUAGAAGUUUUUCCGAACCACAGGUGCACAAGGUAUUGUAUUUGAUCGGCUAUGCGCUACAGGAACAGGAAUCCGGUUACUAUCCUUUCCUAACGUUUCCCGAGCGAGCAGCUAAAUGGAAUAUCUACAAGUUAUUGGAGAAUCUGACCAAUAGCCCGCGCAUGGACGCUCACAAGGAUUUACUCACGUGGGUCUUGGCAAAGUAUCGUCAAGUCGCCAGUUUAACUGGAAAAGAGACUAGUCCAACGCCUCUUCAACCCGAACAGCAGCAACAAGCGGGCGAGACUGAUGCUAACUCCAAUAAAGAAACGGACAAAGAAUGGCGGACGAAAAUGGCAGCUCAGAAACGUGCCAAGAUUAUGGCUCAAAUGGCAGCUAUGCAGAAACAUUUCAUGAAGAAGAACGCUACUCUGUUUGAGGAAGCAAGCUUGGAUACCAUCAGCAAAACCAGUGAUCGCGGUUCCGCCAUGGAUCUGACGGAAGUCUCUUCUCAGGAAGGUUCUCCAGUCGCCGUCGGUAUCAACCAGACUAGCAGGCUGUGCGAGCAGAAAAUGUACACGUGCAUUUUGUGCCAAGAGGAUCAGACUACGACGGAGAAUGGUUCGGCAAUGGUGUUGGCCGCGUUCGUUCAACAAUCAACCGUCUUGUGCCAACGUCACGGCGAUUUUCAAGAGCCCGAUCCGCUGUAUCUGUCGGCGAAAUUAGGCAUGUCGCCGCACACGAGUACAUGCGGCCACGUGAUGCACGCUCGCUGUUGGCAGGAUUACGUUGACAAUGUGCUCGCCAAAGAGAACCGGCGACCUUAUCGAUCGCGACAACAGGCUAGCUUCGACGCGGAGAACCACGAGUACCUCUGUCCGCUGUGCGAGUGUCUCAGUAAUACCGUUCUCCUAGUCGUCCCGCCCUUAAAAAUGUUGCAACCGACCCCGGAACCUCAGCCGGACAUCUCUUUCGAGACGUGGCUGAAGGUAAUGGCGCUUACGAUGGAGUGCAAGCCGAAUAGAAAAUUUGGAAAGGAUGAGGACGAGGGAUGCGCUGGACUGGAGGAUGAAAAGAUAAUCAAUCCUAUGACGGUUCUCCUUCAGCAGCUUGGAAAUUGCGCCUGGGAAUCAUUUCAGACGCAAUAUUCGCGAUCCGGGCCACAUCUCGCCCGUAGAAUGGAGGCCAUGAUCAACAUGUACGCCUCACUUUUCGCACACAACACGUACAAGGGAUUCGGUAGUUUCGAUGGUGAUCCGAAGGUGCCUUUGUUAGCCUGGAAAUCAGUAUCGUAUACGAUCCAUGCGAUAGAAUUUCUGUUGCGCGAUCUGGACAAACCACUGCUGGGCGCCAUGACCUCCCGACAAAGCGACAGUCUAGAGAGUCUCGUACGACUAUCGGCUCUUCUCGGUGCGAGUUUUUCGAACCGUGCAAAUCUUUGGUCGCAGCGUGAUCAAAUCAAAACGUAUGCAGCGUCAUUGUUAACGAUAUUGAUAGAGGCCCCGUCCACUGGACCCAGCAUCUUCGACAUCGAUCCGUUCGGAGUAUUGGUGCCGCUUCUCAAUUCGCUACCGAGCAUCUUCCACACGAAGGCGCACGAGGCUACCCCGAAGUCGCCGCCCAUCAUUACGGGUGACGUAUUCGAUUCGUACGCGCUCAGGCUCGUGUUUCUGUGUCACAUAGCGAAAAUUCUGUAUACAUCCGACUUCACCGACGCGAUGGAACUAGAUAGUCACGAAACGGAGGACGAUGACAACGAAGAGGAGGAGAACGCUGUCGAAGAUAAAAUGGACUUUGCGCUGUUCCAUAUUCUAGGUGUGCACUACGACAAACAAAGAGCCAGCGACGUAUGGCGACGAGUGGAGGCUGCCUGUCGACCUUUCCUCCGAUGUUGCGCUAUUUACUUUCAUUAUGUAACUGACGUGCCACCGCCGACUGAAUUAACACAGGUGCGCGGUGACACUUACGAGAAACUCUGCCAGUACUUGGGAUUGCCCACUACCUGCGACGCUUUGAUCUACUCCCAUCUAGAGGUCACUUUAAAGCUGAUGGCCGUGUGGCGAAGACAUUCUACCAUCUGGAAUCACAUGUCGGGUGAGAAGAAGGUAUCGAUUAUCAAGGACCCGUUGAAGGUGAACAAGCUGAUAGAGUUACCGGACGAUUAUAGCGAGCUCAUCAAUUCGAUAUCCCAGUUCACCUGUCCGAACAGCGAUCGGGAAGACUCGCGCAAUCCGACGAUGUGCCUAGUAUGCGGCGAGAUGCUGUGCUCGCAGAGCUAUUGUUGCCAAGUGGAAUUCAACAAGACCCAAGUAGGCGCGUGCACGUUCCACGCGAACAAGUGCGGCUACGGCGUCGGUAUAUUUCUGCGUGUACGCGAAUGCGAGAUUCUGUUCCUGCGCACUCCCAAUCGCGGUUCCUUCGUCUGCCCACCUUAUCUCGACGAGUACGGUGAGACGGAUCAAGGUUUACGACGUGGUAAUCCAUUGCAUCUCUGUCACGAGAAGUACCAGCGGCUGUAUCAUAUAUGGCUCGGUCACGGAAUCCACGAGUCCGUCACCCGGGCGUUCGAACAAUCCUCGAACAAUCUGAUGCCGACCCAGUGGCAGCAUCUAUAACUUCUUGGAAUUCUCCCAACGAUUCUACAGAUCUGACGCUUAGACAAAAAAAAUGUGUGAGAAACGAUUUGAUUUUUACGAAAUCUUUACUUAAGCGAACCUGACAGCCUAAGUAUUAAUCGUUGAUCGUUUACGAUUCGAUUCGCGUUUGCGUUUGAGAUCGAUAAAAUUAAUUUAUUUGGCGCGCGUAUGAAAUACGGCUUUGUACAUUUAAGGAUAUUGGAUAUGUUGGUCUCUUUCCCCUUUACCCCUUUGUCUCCCGUCGCGUUGCAAUCGUUUUCAGAGUUUACAAAAUUUCUAUUUUUAAAUUGUUUCGGAAUUAACAAAAUUUGUAUAUUAUCUGUUAUAUAAAUUAAUAUAACGGCUCUGUUUACAUAUUUAUUAACUAAAGUUGUUGCAUACGUGUUUUAUUGCUUAUAGAUGUUAGUUUGCGACUAACGUGACGCCCCCCAGUGUUUGAUCCAACAUCAAAAAUAAUUAAUUUUUUUGCGAAAAAAAUCUGGGAGUUUUUCUGAGUGUACAAACGAUGGUACCUGUGUUCUCCACGUCACUCCGAAGACCUAGAACAAUGAGCGAAAGAGCGACUGCCAUUCAUCUGCGUCAUUAUUGUGUACAAACCACAGGUCCUCUUAAUACUUUUUGCGUGCGGAAGAGCUCGGUGUGAUGAGCGAUCAUAUUGCGGCAUAUAAAAAAACGAAUGUGAGUCUAUUACAAUUUUAUAUUUAACAGUCGUAAAUUAUUCUAGGUCGACGAGUUUCCUUCUUUCUUUCCUCUCAGUUUUUAUCCCCACUUGACGUUCGCGCGUAAACAGAAUAUGAAAAGAAAAAAGAUGAUUAAAAAAAAAAUUGAUAAUUAAGUAUUGGAUGAAGUAAUUUUUAAAGUUUCAGUGGUGUGUGAAGUAAAUAAUAGUAACAUAACGUUUAUUUCUCUCUCUAUCUCUAUUUCUCGUCGCUAGUCUCUUCUAGAUGCUCCUGGAAGCGAUGUUAACAAGCCGUUCCGGGAUACUGAAGCUCCGGCGUCGUACUUGACUCUUCGUUUGUUCAACGCAUGCGAUUCUGCUGAUUCUUACGUAAACCUGUAAUCGGAUAUAUAAUAGGAUAUAAUUAGAUUUAUUAUUAUUAUUAUAAUUAGAAGAAAUGUGUGUAAAUACCGAGAUUGUAAGAAUUGGUGAAUUUGCUGAGUGCUUGUCUUUCAUUUGUGUCUUUCAUAUCGCGAUUCGCUGCAAGAGGAUGACAAGUUGUAAUUUAUUACUCCUUCAGGUCAAUCUUUAUAUUUCUUUCUCAAUCUUCCCUGUCGUCAGGACUCCCGUCUUCGUGAUUUACGAGGCGACGCGAAUGUCAGAAUGGAUAGAAAAUUAUCAUAUUUUGCGCAAGUCAAUGUCUUCGACAUACGACACGUUGUUGCGUUCAUAUCGUUACACUCGGAAUUGUUUAAACGAAAUUAUAAUGCCUUGCACCCGGUGUUUCUAGCAAUACGCACGAGAGGUUGUGCCGCUGUACAUUAGAUCGCUUAUUGUAAGACUACAAUGCAAUGAUCAAUUAGCGUUUUCAAGUACUUGUGAAGAAUACGUAUAUAUUAUAUACGAAUUGCAUAAUUGCAUAAUAUUUGUUAUGGACAACAGUAUGAUACGGACGUGCACACGUCGUUAAUAUUGUACAUUGAUUUAGAUGUAUUUGUACUAAAAUUUGCAGAGUGUGAAAUGAUGAUUUCAGAAAGCAGUAUAAAUAAUUUGAAACGCUGGAUUUUUGGAAGAUCUUAAUAAAUAGACAUGUUCCAGUAGGUAUCGAAUCUCAAACGUCACAUGAUGUUUGUAUUCUUACCAAAAGUUCUGAUACUGCUAAAAUAGUCCUUAAGGAAUAAGAAUUUACCUCAUACGCGGUCUGAUCCUGAAAGGACAUUAAUUGGAAAUGGUAUAAUGGAAUUGAGGCAACAUUACAUUUGUUUUUCUUUUGAUAUAUAUCAUAUACUUGUUUUUUCAUCGAUGCUUUUCUUCAAACAUUGCUUGUGAAAGAAAAAUGUAAAAUAUAUAGCAAGAAAUUGAUUUAUACAAACCCACGUUAUUUAUAUUCUUCAGAAUUCAAUAAAUUAAUCUUGGACAGAAAAAAAA
Solenopsis invicta (red fire ant) is the source of this 8616-nucleotide messenger RNA. It is a transcript of the gene Ubr1, whose product is annotated as E3 ubiquitin-protein ligase UBR2. Gene Ontology annotation, molecular function: ubiquitin protein ligase activity; zinc ion binding. Gene Ontology annotation, biological process: ubiquitin-dependent protein catabolic process via the N-end rule pathway; protein ubiquitination. The transcript is spliced from 3 exons. The record is from RefSeq and is a predicted model, not a curated record. Gene Ontology annotation, cellular component: ubiquitin ligase complex; cytoplasm. The coding region runs from base 1107 to 6509 and encodes 1800 amino acids. NCBI's taxonomy places the organism in Eukaryota, Metazoa, Arthropoda, Insecta, Hymenoptera, Formicidae.